AUGGAAGAUAAAUCAAAUUCAUUCUCCAGCAACAAAGACGAAAAAACGGAUGGGAAUAAUGUAUUCCAGAGGCAAGACUCGAUACAGAAGAAUAACAUGGGAAGCCAGAAUGUGAAAGAGCACAGCAACUCUGUUGGCUUCAAGGGUGAUCGGGAAGAAGCCAUGGUUGGUUUCGACGAUCUUGAUGGGGCAUCACGGCAAUACGGCUUUAUGCAGCGGCAAUUCGGGGCAAUGAUGCAGCCCGGUGUCAAUAAGUUCUCCCUGCGAAUGUUCGGCAGUCAGAAAGCAGUGGAGAAAGAACAAGAAAGGGUUCAAACGGCAGGAUACUGGAUCAUUCACCCAUAUAGCGAUUUUAGGUUUUACUGGGACUUGAUAAUGCUCAUCAUGAUGAUGGGGAAUCUAAUCAUCAUUCCUGUUGGAAUAACCUUCUUUUCGGAGCAAACCACCACCACCUGGUUAGUGUUCAACGUAGCCUCGGACACCAUCUUCCUGGUGGACCUGGUCAUGAACUUCAGAACAGGGAUUGUCAAUGAAGAGAGCUCUGAGAUCAUCCUGGACCCAAAGGUGAUCAAGAUGAACUAUCUGAAGAGCUGGUUUGUGGUCGACUUCCUCUCGUCCAUACCAGUGGAUUAUAUCUUUCUAAUAGUGGAGAAAGGUUUUGACUCCGAAGUGUACAAGACUGCCCGAGCGCUUCGCAUUGUGAGGUUUACUAAAAUCCUUAGUCUUCUGCGUCUUUUGAGGCUUUCUCGACUAAUCAGAUACAUUCACCAGUGGGAAGAGAUUUUUCAUAUGACGUACGACUUGGCCAGUGCUGUGGUAAGAAUAUUUAAUCUCAUUGGAAUGAUGCUACUUCUUUGCCACUGGGACGGUUGUCUCCAGUUCCUGGUACCACUUCUUCAAGAUUUUCCUCCAGAUUGCUGGGUGUCGCUAAACGGUAUGGUUAACGACUCCUGGGGUAAGCAGUACUCCUACGCCCUCUUCAAAGCCAUGAGCCACAUGCUGUGCAUCGGGUACGGAGCCCGCGCGCCCGUCAGCAUGUCCGACCUGUGGAUCACCAUGCUGAGCAUGAUUGUGGGAGCCACCUGCUACGCCAUGUUCGUGGGCCACGCCACGGCCCUCAUCCAAUCACUGGACUCCUCUCGGAGGCAGUACCAAGAAAAGUACAAGCAAGUGGAGCAAUACAUGUCCUUUCAUAAGCUCCCAGCAGACAUGCGACAGAAGAUUCACGAUUACUAUGAGCACCGUUACCAGGGCAAGAUAUUUGAUGAAGACAACAUCUUGAGUGAGCUGAAUGAUCCAUUGAAAGAGGAGAUUGUAAACUUCAACUGCCGGAAGCUUGUGGCCACGAUGCCACUGUUCGCCAACGCUGACCCCAACUUUGUAACUGGCAUGCUGAGCAAGCUGAAGUUUGAGGUGUUCCAGCCCAAUGACUACAUCAUCCGCGAGGGAACUGUUGGGAAGAAGAUGUAUUUCAUUCAGCAUGGUGUUGCAAGCGUCAUCACCAAGCUGAACAAGGAAAUGAAGCUGACUGAUGGAUCUUAUUUUGGAGAAAUAUGUCUGCUAACGAAAGGCCGUCGCACAGCCAGCGUCCGGGCCGACACCUACUGCCGCCUCUUCUCCCUGUCCGUCGACCAUUUCAACGAGGUGCUGGAGGAGUACCCAAUGAUGCGACGCGCCUUCGAGACCGUGGCCAUCGACCGGCUUGACCGCAUUGGGAAGAAGAACUCAUUGCUGCUGCAGAAGUUCCAGAAGGACCUGAAUGCCGGAGUGUUCAACACGCAGGAAAACGAGAUAUUGAAGCAGAUUAUCCGUCAGGACAGGGAGAUGGUGAUGAUGGUGGACCGCAAGCAGUCGGUCACGGGGAUGAACUCCACCCCGAUCUCUGGAAACUCCAUCAUUAACUCCCCGGCCCAGCCACCGUACGCCGCCACCCUCGGAAACAACCAGCUCCAGCAGUCCGCCCCGUUGACCUACAGCACCUCGGCCAACAUCGCCCAAGUGUCCCGCGUCAUCCCCGCCUCGGCCCAGGCCGCCUUCGCCGCCCCCAGCGUUCCCCACGGCAACGUCAACUCCCCGUCCCCCAACCCUCAGCAGCAGCAGGGAGCCAUCAUGUCGCCGUGCUCCUUCACGGCGGCCGUGUGCAGCCCCCCGGUGCAGACCCCGCUGACGGGCCGCACCUUCCAGUACGGCUCGCCCACCGCCUCUCAGCUGUCCCUCGCCCAGCAGCCGCUGGCCCCGCCCCCGUCGCAGCUGCCUGCGCAGCCGCCAGCGCAGCAGCAGGCCCCGCAGCAGCCACAGCCGCAGCCAGCGGGGUCCCCCCAGAGGAGCGACAUCCACAAGAGCGCUCAGGCCCUGCAUUCGGGCAGCCUGAGCCGAGACGUGCGCCAUCUCUCCGCCUCCCAGCCCUCGCUGCCCCACGAGACGUCGCUGGUGUCCAGGCCGCACCCCACGUCCGGCGAAUCCCUGGCCUCCAUACCCCCGCCGGUGGCCGCAGCGCAGGCCGCAGGAGUCCAGCAGAGCGGGAUCAGAGCCAACGUCCCGCAGCGGGUCAGCCUGUUCCGGCAGAUGUCGUCCGGAGCCCUGCCACCGGUCCGCGCAGCGCCCCCCGCUGUCCAGCACAGGGAUUCAACGGGCUCCAGAAGAGAGUCCACAGUCUUAAGCAGUACAGAGACCGAGCAAGACAAGAUGCGGUUCGCAUCGAAUUUAUGAUCCCGUUUUCCUUUUUUUAAUUUUAUGUUUUAAUUCAUUUUUAUGGAGAUGCAACAAAGAAGUGAAAUUGAAAAAAAGAAAAAAAUGACUUGAAUAUUUUUUCUCCAAUUUCUUUGGGGAAAAAAAUGACCCAGUAGAUAUCCUGUACAGACGUGCCCUUGUAUUAUAUUUUAGACACAUUUCCCUUCAACUUAAGAAUGUAUAUUAUAAAAAUAUAGAAGUGUAAAUCCAACUAGAAUAUUUGGCAUUGACUAUUUAAAACUACAGUAUAAACACUAGUCUUCCUCUGAAAUAUAUGAUGAAUAUUUUUUUUGGUUUGUUUGUCUUUUUGUUUUUGUAACUGGAAUGCAACAUGAAUCCUAACCUUGACUUUUGGAAAUGUAUCUCUUUUUUUGUGUGGAUCUAAGAGAAGCAGAAGAAAAGAAAGCAAACAACUCCUCAAGUGCAUCAGUUUUCUCAUCACUGUGGAAACAAUAAGCAACCUAGUGGAAACUGUCAAAAGCACAUGGAAUAAUACACUUAUACUCUGUGAAUUUGAGAACCUCACUUUAUCAUUCAAAUCACUGCAGAUUAAAACAAGGUGAAUGGUAAAUAACUUCCUGCAAUACUUCUUGUCAAGGGGAUGCCCUCAGUUACUGGUCCACCAAGACCAUGGCAGUGUUAUGGGUCCAAAGGGAAUUAAUUAUUUGCUGCUUUUUUGAUUCUAAAAUGAUGGUUUGGGAUGACAAAGUAGAAUGGAUGAUGCUCUUUUUUCUAUUCCUUAUUUCAGAAAAGGAUGGACACUAUGAAAUGUUACUUAAUAAAUAUGUGUACAUUUAUAAUAUUUAUAAACUUACAAAAUAUCCCCAUUAUGCAAUAGACUGUGAUAUAAAAAUUAUCUAUGUGUGUAUGUAAAUAGUUUUGUAGAUCUAGUAUUUACGGAUCCUGUGUGUUGCAUUCUCAAUCAUGACAAUGUCUUAUUUCUAACAGGAACAUGGUAUCAUCUGUAUAUAAAUAUAAGUAAACUGUAGAAUGAAACCCAAAUAAAAAAAAUGCUCAAAAUAAUUAGAGAUAUGCAAACCUUAAUGCAAUUGCUAGCAUUAAAAAAAAAAAUAGAAGCAUGCAAAUUCAUGUUCUUGUAAAAACCAAAAAUGUAUAAUAUUUUGGUUUAAUCAAUGUAAGGCCCACUGUGGAAAAUGUUUUGUCUGAUAAAAAUAUAUAUUUGGGGGAUUCAAAGUGAAGUAGUUUCAAACUAAUUGGACAUCAAACCAUUGGACAUCAGAUAAAUUAUAACAGACAAAGAAAGUCACAUUAAAACAAAUAAAAAAUUCUAAAUACAGUUAAAUGACAGUUAUGCCAAUGUUAUUUUUAUGUUGUACAACAUUUUAGACUGUAUGAAAUUAUGACCAUUUUAUAAUCAUUUAUAAUAAUCAGUAUACAUCCAUAAAUCCAGGUUUAAAUCCAUUGGAAUUCUGAAAAUUGCUGUUAUCUGCAUUUACGCAUCACCCUGCACUCAGUAUAAUUUUUAAGGUAUUUGUCUGAAAAAUCUAAUCUUUUCAAUUUGAUCGUAUGAAUUCAAGGCAUCUCAAAAAGCAAAACAAAAAAAGAAUUCCCCAAAGUUUCAUUUAAAAAAGAAAAUGUGAUUCUGUCAUUUACAGGGAUGUUUCCUCCGUCCCUUCAAACAGAGAAAAUUGUAGUGAUACAUAAGAAAAAUAAUUAACCAAAAUACAGUUUACAUUUAAGUCACCACAGGGGCAAACACAGCUGGCUUGCAUUAAGGUUUCUAUCUCUCACAUGUGCAUCCAUCGUACAGUAUGAGUGUCUAUAUACACCGAGCCGACAUGGUCCAAUGGGUCUAUCAUGUUGGCAAAAUCAUGGGGUCAGUUUGACAUAGGCAGCCUUUAGCUAAAUCAUUUUGUUAGGGUGCAUAUAAACCCAUUUACAUUGAAUGUAUUUGUUCAUCAGUAGCUAGCCUGUUUACCCAAGACAUCAAGAACCACAAUUAAGUGACCAGACCUCUACGAUUAGUUUCAAGGUUAGUUAAAAACUUUAGCUUUAAAUAUAAAUGUAGGUUUUGAUCUUUAAAAUACAGUGGGUGACUACAAAUGCAUAUUAUGCAUAUACUUUUUUAGUUUUCUUUUAGUUUACAUAUCAUCAUUUUUUAAAAAUAAAAUAGUCAAUUCUACUAUCUUCAUCAGCCUUUAGUAAAUCUGUUUAUCUAUAUCUAUCUAUCUAUAUAUAUAUAUAUAUAUAUAUAUAUAUAUAUAUAUAAUCACCGGAUAUAGCUGUAUUUAACAUCCCAGUGAACUUAUUCUGCAGGUAACACAUAUUUGUACAAAAUUGUAUUUGUGCAAUAGCCAUAUAUAUAUAUAUAUAUAUAUAUAUAUAUAUAUAAUAUUUAUGAAUGCUUCAGAAAUUUCUUGAUAUUUCCUUCCAGAUAUUUCUUGAUUGUCUGUUCAGGGUAAACUAUGCUGUGACAUGAUAUUCUGUUCAAGACUUCCCAAGAUUCAUGUAUAAGUUUACUAUUUUUCCUUGCUGCAUUGUGACCUGAUCAGCUCGGUGUUUCUAGGCCCUUAGAAGCAGUUUUAGCAUUUCGUCAAACAGUUCAUUUCAAUAAUGAAACUCUGCAUCCGUCUAUGUAUGUCAUCAAAGCAUGCAUUUGUCACAAAUACCUAAAAAGACCUAAAAGAUACUAUUUAAAAUGUUGACGUUAAUUGUAUCGUGGGAUUAUAUUUUGUUCAUUGUCUGCCUAGAUGUUAUCUGUGUGUAUCUGAAGCAUCAAAAAUUCACAAAGGACAUUCUUAAGUAUUUGUGCCUAAACUAUAGCCAUGUUUCAUCCUUUUUGUUAUGAGUGUAAGUUACAGUAUAUGCAUACAUGCACAUGCGCACACACAUACAUAUGUUCAGUGUUUCAAUAUUUUAGAGAUAAUAGAAAUCAAGAAGGCCAAAUGUACCAGAUUGUUAGUAAUUGGAUAUUGUUAUGAAUCUUUGAACGUCACGUGAAACAUUAUGUACGGUAAAAGAUUCUAUAAUCCUCCAUUUAGCUUAAGAAAAUUUGAGUAUGAAAUUAUCUCUGUAAAUCUGGGAAGCCAUCUUACAGAUGGGGCAUUGUAGUCAUUUUGAGCACCUUUAUACGAUUAUAAAUAGCAACUUAUGUUUGGUUGAAAAUGAUGGUAUGUGGAAUGAAACUGGCCAAAGGAAAACAUAAGUAACUUUGUUUGAAAUUGCACUUUCUCACAGAAAAGCAGAUCCAUUAUCUGCAUUUAUUUUACGAUCAUUAGGCUAUUAGAGAGAUGUAUAGUAUCAAAUAUUCCUGAUCUUGUGUAUUGAGGGUGGGAGCAAUGUUUUGAUUCCAACAGCGAGCUCUUAUUUGUGCUAUGCCAUAGUGUAAAAGAAAUAGUACAAAGUUGGACAGCAAUACUGUUUGUAUAUGCUGUUUUGAUAUUUGCCUUCCAAAGGGAAUAUUUCCCAGAUAUGUGCUUUUUUCACUAUUUUGACCACAGCAAGUGUUCUGUAAUGGGCAUUAUGUGAAAAUUCAUGAUCAACUAGGAAAAAGCAGACAUUUAAUUAUAAAUGAAAUAUUCAAUAAACCAGCACGUAUAUUUCUAUGUUUUUUUUUAAUUAUUAUUUUUGAAAAUGUAUACGGAACAAUGGCAGUGCUCAGAAAAUGAAACCGAAACUUAGGUUUACAACCUCUACAAUGCAGGUAAAAAUGUAAUAAAUUAAAUGUUUACCGAUAUGUGCAUAGUAGAGUGAGAGAGAGAGAGAGAGAGAGAGAGAGAGAGAGAGCGAGAGAGAGAUCAGUUAAAGUCACAUACUCGUUUUAGACCCGCUGACAUGAUUAUUGCUGUGCUCAUUCUUGUAAACCAAGGCUUGGUAUAUGAACAAUGGAUACUUGAUACUGGCUGAGGAAAGAUUAAUGUAUUCUUUCUUAAAACUAUAUGCAGGCAAACGGUGUUUGUCAAAAAAAACUUUCUUUUGAUUACUUUUUGUUUUAUUUUGUUUGUUUGUAAAUAAGAAAUCUUUAAAAUAUAGAGAAAAAUAAAAGAAAUAUUGUCAUUUA
Messenger RNA from Anguilla anguilla (European eel), 6751 nucleotides. RefSeq names its product potassium/sodium hyperpolarization-activated cyclic nucleotide-gated channel 1 (gene hcn1). The transcript has 8 exons. Gene Ontology annotation, molecular function: voltage-gated potassium channel activity. Gene Ontology annotation, biological process: transmembrane transport; potassium ion transport. Bases 1 to 2709 code for a protein of 902 amino acids. The record is from RefSeq and is a predicted model, not a curated record. NCBI's taxonomy places the organism in Eukaryota, Metazoa, Chordata, Actinopteri, Anguilliformes, Anguillidae. Gene Ontology annotation, cellular component: membrane.